Messenger RNA from Durusdinium trenchii, 576 nucleotides. The record is from the annotation of a GenBank genome assembly. NCBI's taxonomy places the organism in Eukaryota, Dinophyceae, Suessiales, Symbiodiniaceae.
AUGCGGCACUCGGCGGAUUUCCAGACGCAGGAGUUAUACGAGUUCACUGAGGCUCAUCUGGAGAAGCUCGGAGUGUCCAUUGUUGAGGUGGAGCGCUUUGCAAUAUGGCAAGCUGAUGCCUUGGAAGCCAUGGGUCGAAGCCGACCCGUCCCAGGGCCAGAAGUGGAUCCGGCAUCCGAGAAGGCACAACACCUCCGUGGCUUGUUGGAUUCCUUCCGCUUCGGUCAAACGCAGACUCUGACUAUGGAUUUUGCCUCACGUGACGAUCUGGAAGCACCACUGGUGGCAGAUGAGCUGCAAAAUCUUCAGAAAGACCACGGCUCCUUAAUUCUGAUGGGGGAAGGCUAUGGCAAGUUUGACUCUGCUGGCAAGAGCAUUCUCCUGGACAAGCUGAAGGAUGUGGCAGAGAGGUGGCAGGUGUACUUGGCACGGCUCCGGCUAAUGGGAGAGCCUGAACCACCUUUCAUGGACAGCAGCCGCAAACUCCUCCAGCGAUGGGGUAUUGGAGCAUCAGACGCGCAGGCGUUACUAGGAGCAACGCUCACUGAGUGGCACCAAAAACGCCUUGAUUUUUAG